Molecule: messenger RNA, 1995 nt
Organism: Monoraphidium neglectum
Lineage: Eukaryota; Viridiplantae; Chlorophyta; Chlorophyceae; Sphaeropleales; Selenastraceae
Product: Replication protein A DNA-binding subunit
Exons: 17
Coding region: 1-1995 (664 amino acids)
Source: RefSeq, a predicted model, not a curated record
AUGACCGAUGUCAAGCUAAGUGCUCACAAGAAAUGGGUGUUCAAGUGCCAGGAUGGAUCAGGCGGCGUCAUGGAGGGCGUACUUGCGUCACAGUUGGCGCGCGCGCUCGACAGCGGCACGCUGCGCCUGAAAGGUGGCGACGUCAUCCGCGCGACCAAUUACUUGUGCAACAAGGUCAACGAAAACGAGUUUAAGCUUGUGAUCAGCGAUCUGGAGGUAACGGCCGCGGGGCGCGACAGUGGUGCGGCGCGCGACCAGGCCGCGGCCAGCUUCGGCGGCGACGUGGCGAUGGCGAUAAAGGAGGAGCCGCAGCAGCAGCACACCCCGGCUCCGUCGCGGCCCGCAUUUGGGACGCCUGGGCCAACCCCUUCGCCCUCUGAAGAGCUCAGGCGCACGCCCGCAGCGCUGCCGCUGAGCCCCGUCCGCGGCAGCGGCACCCCCAUCGCGCCAUCGCCAGCCAGCGACGCGCUGGCCUUCCUCGGCGGCGGCGGCACGCCCGUUGCCGCGCAGACGCCGCGCCCCGGCGGCGGAUCGGGCGGCGGCGGCGGGACGCCCAUUGCGGUGCGGGAGACGCGGGCUGGCGUGCAGCCGAUCGCGGCGCUCAACCCCUACGACACGCAGUGGACGAUCAAGGCGAAGGUCGUUCGCAAGAUGCCCGCCCGCAGCUUCGCGGGCCGCGGCGGCCAGCAGCGGACGUUUGCGGUGGAGCUAGCUGACGCACAGGGCGGGCAGGUUCAGGGCACCUUCUGGCGCGAGGCUGCGGACAAGUACUGCGACUCGCUGGCCGAGGGCAAGGUUUACUACUUCAGCAAGUUCAAUGUAAAGGUGGCGAACAAGCAGUACAACCUGACCGAGGUGGAGGAGUGCGCUGACCAGGGGGGCAUCGACAUCGUCGCCACAGCAGAGAUCGUGCCCUUGGACCGGCUGCCCGGCUACAUUGGCCGCAAGACCGCGGUGGACGUGCUGGGCGUGGUGCUGUCGAUGGGGCAGGCGGGGACGGUCAAGCGCAAGGCAGACAACAGCGAGCUGCCCAGGAGGGACGUCACCCUGGGUGACGCCAGCGGCCGUAGCGUGGUUGUCACCCUUUGGAACAACAACGCGCACAGCCCGCAGCUGGAGGGCGCAGAGGGCCAGCUGCUGCAGAUCACCUCUGUGCGCGUCGGGGACUUCAACGGCUGCUCUGCCAGCAGCGGCGCGCGCAGCGUGCUGACGCUCAACCCGGACACCAAAGAGGGGCGCGCGCUGCGCGACUGGUAUGCGUCCGACGGCGCCAGCUGCAGCUUCGCCCCGUUGGGCCAGGGCGCGGCGGGCGGCGGCGCGGCCGGCGAGGGCGGGCGGCGCGGCGGCAAGGUCAACUUCCUGUCGGACGUCGUGGUCGAGGGCGCGGACGUGCCGCCGCCGGAUGCCAAGGCCACCUAUGCCAACCUGCUCGCCACAGUGGUCGCCAUCAACCCAGACCAGACGAUGUUCUACCUGGCCAACCCUGAGAACGGAAAGAAGGUUGUGGAGCAGGAGGGCGGCAAGUACUGGUCCGAGUCGGAGGGCAGGACCAUCGAGUCUGCGGAGCACCGCUAUGUGCUGAGCUGCCGCGUGGCUGACGCCAGCGGGGAGGCUUACGUCAACCUUUUCAACCGGGAGGCGGAGGCGGUCCUGGGCGCCAAGGCGGACGCGAUGGCCUCCCUGCGGUCUGGCGGCGAGGAGGGGGUGGCGCGCUACAACGCGGCGCUCAAGGCGGCGCGCUGGCAGACCUGGGUCAUGAACGUGCAGAGCGCGGCGUCGCGGCCGGGCCGUCUGCUGCUUCGGCCGCCGCUGACAGACGCCCCGUACCGCCCCGCGGCGUCACCUGUGUCACCCGCGUCGCCCGCGCAGGGCCGCAGCCGCGAGUACAACGGGGAGCGGCGCAUGCGGUACACGGUCAUGCAGGCGUACCCCUUGGACUAUGCGACAGAGAGCGCGCGGCUGCUGGCUAUGAUCAACGGGAUGGGCGGCCAGUGA